AUGAAAUACAAUACCGUACUUCUGAUCGUGAUACUUUUGCUAAGUGUCACUCCAUCAAAAUCAAUUCUGUGGAGCCUUUUCGGUGGUGGUGGUGAAAAGAAAUGUUGCUGCCCUCCACCUAUUCCUCCUGUUUCUCAAUGCUGCCCAGCUCCAGCUCCUCCUCGUCCUCCUCCUCCUCCUCCUCCUUGCUGCAUGUGCUGCUGCAAAAGUGGUGGCGGUGGCGGUGGUGGUCUUCUUGGUGGUCUCUUGGGACCGCUCGGAAGUAUUUUUGGUGGUGGCGGUGGCGGUGGAGGUGGUUGUUGCUGCCCGCCUCCACGUCCUCCUCCUCCUCCUUGCUGCUGCGGCGGUGGUGGUGGUGGCGGCGGUGGUGGUCUUGGUGGUCUGUUGGGACCGCUCGGUGGUAUUUUUGGUGACAUCAUCGAUUUGCUCUUGAAACAGAAUGAUGGCGAGGGCGGAAGAGAAGAGCCCGCAUUCGUCAUAGGUAGCCUGCCUGCUGAAAUGCUGCUUUUCCUCGUCGUCACUUCAAUGGCUUCGGCUUAUGCGCAACUAUAUCCGACACUCAUACAACCACGACCGAUCUAUCUACCGUCACACUUGCAGCCAAAUUUGCAGGUACAGUCGCCUGAGGUGUUGGCUGGAACCGUUCCUGUCUACGAGCCAGUCUACCCUCCACAACAAACUAUCAUUGCCAGCUCUUCUGUUCCCGUAUCUCCUGUAUCAACAAUCGCUACUCCGCCUGUUGUGAUGCGAGCAGUGCCGAUGGCAGCACCGUAUGGACCUCCCGUAGGACCACAGUUCGUACAAGCGGCAGCUCAGCAAGAUUAUUCUUAUGCAUAUGGUUAUGCACCACAGCAAAAACCUGAUGGUCCAUUGAAGAGGUUCCUUCGAGGAGCGGCUGACGGAUUCAUGUUAGGUACUAUGGGUUGGUUGGGAUAA
Haemonchus placei is the source of this 936-nucleotide messenger RNA. The record is from the annotation of a GenBank genome assembly. NCBI's taxonomy places the organism in Eukaryota, Metazoa, Nematoda, Chromadorea, Rhabditida, Trichostrongylidae.